Messenger RNA from Fusarium odoratissimum NRRL 54006, 2892 nucleotides. RefSeq lists its product as uncharacterized. Bases 804 to 1214 code for a protein of 136 amino acids. The transcript is spliced from 2 exons. The record is from RefSeq and is a predicted model, not a curated record. Lineage: Eukaryota; Fungi; Ascomycota; Sordariomycetes; Hypocreales; Nectriaceae.
GGUUCUAUCAUCCAUACCACUGCUGUUAGGCAAAAGCUUAUCGAACCGCCCUGUCUUUGGCGUCGUCGUUAUCACAAGCCUGUCCUUGUGACCCCUAAUCUUGAUUCUUGGUCUUGGGCAUCAGAUCAGGCUUGCAAGCCUCAAUCCAUCCAUGGUCCGCAGAUCAUGCACUAACUUGGCGUCGAGUGACAGGUCAACUGGCCCAGUACGUACUCAAACUGCCGAAAGGAUUUUCUCUCUCUCCCGUCUCUUCUCGUAUGCAAAGUCGAUCACUUGUGAUGUUAUUCCGUCAGGCUAUGUUCCGAUGAUGACACCCACCCUGAUGACAAUAUCGUGGCCGUAAACUCACUGAUUACACGGACUUAAGCAUGUUUUAUUCCCACAUGUGACUCACUGACGCCUUUCUUGGCUCAUCAACAAGAGCUCCCAGCUGUCUCAGACCCUCAAAGUGGCGCUCUCCCGCUGACUGCGUAAAGCUUCCCACCCUCCUGUUUGUUUGUCUGCGGCACUUACCGUGGGACAGGUUCGUUAGUAUAACUUAAUCGGGCUCGCCCUGAUUUUCUGUUUGUUUUGUUCGGAGCUACGCUUUGAUAUAAAUAAGCAGGGGUCUGCCUGUCAUAUUGGGCCAGAAGUGUGAAGUGAAAACCCCACUACAGCAGAGACAACUCACGAGCCUGAAACCAAGAAAAGGGCGAGGGAAAAAAGAAAGGAGAAGAUAAUUGAGGCUGUUUAUAUAAGACCUCAACUCCUUCUUCUCAACAUCCAUCUUCAACCAUUCAAGCCUAUUGUCAUCACCACCCAAAAUGUAUCGCGAGAAUCAUCCAGGCCCUCUCUCCCUCCCCGCCAUGUGGAGUCCCCCGUGCGACGAGGCAAUCCCUCUACCAAAACAAUCCCACCACGAUAACCAACGAUCCCGCCAAGCAAGCACAUGUUCUGAACGCAGCUGCGAAGGCAUGAGCCUCGAUGAGACGAGGGAGCUCUGGAGAUGUAUGCUUGAGCUGCAACUUCGAUAUGGAUGUUAUAAUUCCACGAGGAUCGAUAUGGCCAUUGAUGCUGGCGAAUGCGGCGUUGACUUGAUGCCGAAUCGCUUUAUUAUCGAUACGCUCAAUGAAUCUGUCAUCGAUCUUCCUGAUGAGGGUCGAGAGCUACUGAACCGCUAUCUAUGUCCAUCGUCGCCGAUGAAGCAGAAGUGGAAGUUCUGGAAGAAGGACUGAGCUUUGCGUACCUUUUAUCAAUUGGAUCUAUGGCGUUGAUGGAUGGAAAGACUGAGAUGCAUGAGCAGGAGUUGGAUGCACGUUAAAAACUUGAUCGAUACCCAGAUAUCAGAAUGGCCCUGAUUUACUUACAUAUUUUUAAUUGAACAACGUCGUUAUCAUCUCUCAUCUCUCAUACUCGAUACACAAAAGGCAAUCGAUAUACAUCACACAUCACAGCUUCUCCUCAAACUCUUUAUCCCCAAUAAACCCAGCCUGUAUCUUCAUACUCUCCAAAACCCUCCCCUUGACAUCCUCACUCUCAAUAUCCAUCCCCAUAAACCCACCAUGCGUAGCCCCAAACUCAUACCCCUUCAGGAUCCCCCACAUCCUCGCCAUCUCCCCAACACCCAGAGGAAUGAAGUUCGGAAUGCUCCACAGGAACGAGAAAGAGUUCAACCCAGCCGGUCGGGACCGCGAUUCACCGGUGGCGUCUACACUCCAGUUCCCGACGCCUGACGCCGUCGUCAUAAGCGUGUCGGCUAUGAACAGCCGUGAGUUGUAGUGUAGCACCAUGGAGCCUGGGAAGUGCCCGCCGAGCUUGAUGGCUUUGGCCGUGGAGAGGAUGGGCGUUUCGAGGGCCGUGAGGAAGAUUUGAUGUGGUGAGGAGAGGGUUGUCCAGAUUUUGUCUUCGGCGGAGAGAUACACUGGACAAUUGAAUGCGCGAGCCCAUUGAACAUGGGUGCUGUAAAAAUGCGGAUGACUUAUAACAAUCGCCUUCAACCCUCCCUCAUUCUUAAUCCUCUCGACAGUCUCAUCAUCAAGCAGCGUGAUACAAUCCCAGAGAAUGUUGCCCUCUGGCGUUUUGAUAAGAAUAGCACGCUGUCCAAUAGCCAAUUUCGGCACCGACGAGAUGAACGUGAUAUUCUCAUCAGAAGAACACUUAGUCCAUUCGUUUUUAUGCUUCUUUUUCAAUUCCCCCAGCGUAGAGAACGAUUGUCCAGACGGCGGCACGAAUUGGCGCGGGUCAUCGCAGAUGUGACAUGUCUUGAGGGUGCUGCGAUCAGACGUUGGGAAUUGAGUUCCGCAUGUGUCGCAGACGAGCCAUGAGUCGGCAGUGAUGGGGUCGUAGGGCUCUGGGGUGAAGCUCAUGAUGGGUUUAGCUUGCUAUGAGACGAUCUUGUACAGAAAUAGGGAAUUGGGGGAGGGUAUUCUUGUUUUCUUGUAUCACCUUUUAUCCCCCACCUUUGAGCGACCUCGGCCGAGUUGUCACAGGUGCUGCUGCAGGUUUGUUGCAGAUGUGAUUGAUCUGUAAGCUCUCCUCUGUAGUCAAUUGACGUCACCCUGUCAAGUUGUCCCACUUUCCCCACGUUUGACACGAUUGUUUGGAGGAUUUAAGGUAUUGAAUUCCUCAGUGGACUCACGAGAUUACAAAGCAGGAUCUUUUGUUCAACCAAUGCUUCAACUAGCGAGGUCUAGACUUAUGAUUCAAUUGAUUCCAAACAUUGAUUCCACAUCGUACUUCGUAUUCCUGGUAUCAAAGAGUAUCAUGAGUCCAUCACCAAACUCCAGACACCUACCAAAUCAAGACUAUUCCCAAAAGACGGGUCUACCACGCCUCCCACAUCUGGUUUCCCAUGGAGAUCAACCUGUUGAACAACUGAUCCCGCAUAGAGACCGCCGUGAGAUGAUGUUCUUG